Messenger RNA from Notechis scutatus (mainland tiger snake), 2739 nucleotides. NCBI's taxonomy places the organism in Eukaryota, Metazoa, Chordata, Lepidosauria, Squamata, Elapidae. The record is from RefSeq and is a predicted model, not a curated record.
GCGCGCUGUGCAUUGUGGGACGCGCUUGCACGUUCGCCUGAGUCGUUCCAGUUCACGCGUGACGGAGCUCAGAGGGGAGCGGGAGAAGCCGGGAGGGGGGGACGCAUUGCUACCGCUGCCGCCGACCCCGCUGCGCCUGUGCUGAUCCAGACCCCCUUGAAAAAAAAUGUCCAGUAGGGGUGGAAAGAAAAAGUCAACCAAAACAUCUCGCUCAGCAAAGGCUGGGGUCAUAUUCCCUGUUGGACGAAUGCUUCGUUAUAUAAAGAAAGGUCAUCCAAAAUACAGAAUUGGGGUCGGUGCUCCAGUAUAUAUGGCAGCAGUACUUGAAUACUUGACUGCGGAAAUUCUUGAAUUGGCUGGAAAUGCAGCACGAGAUAACAAGAAAGGCCGUGUCACCCCUAGACAUAUCUUGCUGGCUGUAGCAAACGAUGAAGAAUUAAAUCAGCUGUUGAAAGGUGUCACCAUAGCCAGUGGUGGUGUAUUACCAAAUAUUCACCCAGAGUUGUUGGCCAAAAAGCGGGGUUCAAAAGGAAAAUUGGAAGCAAUCAUCACUCCACCUCCAGCUAAAAAAGCAAAGUCACCAUCACAGAAGAAAACUACAACAAAGAAAGCAAGCACAAAGAAAGUAGCAAGAAAAUCUAAGAAACAGGGAGAAGUCAGUAAAUCAGCAAGCGCUGACAGCACAACAGAAGGUACCCCAACAGAUGGUUUCACUGUCUUAUCCACGAAAAGUUUAUUUCUUGGGCAAAAGCUGAACCUAAUUCACAGUGAAAUCAGUAAUUUAGCCGGCUUCGAAGUGGAGGCCAUUAUCAAUCCCACCAAUGCUGACAUUGACCUUAAAGAUGAUCUAGCUAAAGACAGAAAUGGAUAGACAUAGAUAGUUAAGGAUGCAGACUUACACGGGAAAAAAACUCCAUUGAAUACAAUGAGAAUUGUUUCUGCAUACACAGAAGUACUAAAAGUUAUGUAUUUGAUGUUCCUGUACCUUCUUUCAUUCUCCCUUUUCUCAGUAUACACCUGUACACAGACUCUUAAUUUUUUUUGAAAUGCUACCAUGUAUAUUAAUCUGCAGAACAUAGGAUUAUUAUUUUUUUAUUAUUACAUUUGCAUACACUGAAGCAAUUGGUUAGGAUAGAUACUAUAAGCUCUGGAACCUUCUGGAGUUUUUCCCCUUAUCAGCUAUGUUAUAGCUUUUUUAAUGUUAAAAUGAUCUAUGUUAAUUAUAGUUUUAAGUAUCAUUUUAUCAAAGAGAAGUUACCAGGCACACAGAUUUCUUUUUUUAUAUGAGAACGAGGUAAGAGAGAGAAUAGUAUUUAAUUCCCACAUUAUAUGGAAGUUGAUUAAGGUGAAAAUAGUACAGUAGUUUGGCUUGAUUUAGGUGUUUUAUGAAUAACUUCUUCAACCACAUUUACCAUUUUUAAUGAGAGAUUACAUUCUAUGAUUGGAGCACUCCAUUUCAGAAUAUUGUUCCUAAAUCGUUGAUAUUUGGUGUUUUUUUUUAAGCCAUAUCCCAUUCAUUGCCAAGGACAAUCAAGUGCAUAUUAUUGUAUAUCCUGAUCGAAAUUAUAAUGAGGAUGUGAAAUCGGUGUUAACUACUUAAACAAUUUUCUGAAAUGCUACCAUGUAUAUUAAUCUGCAGAACAUAGGGUUAAAAUAUUUUUUAUUCUUAUAUUUAACUUAAAAAUCAACUUAGGAAAGGCAUGGUAAAAUUAAACACAAAUAAUUAAAAUAUAAAAAUAUCACAUUUUGGAACUUAAAUUAUGAAAUUAGCACUUUUUUCUCAUUAAAAAGAACAACUACCAUGGUGAAUUCCAUACUAUCCUAUGUUUCUGUUUAUUUAGAAGUUAUAGAACAAAUAUUAUGCUGAAAUCUCUACAUAUAUUCAUUCUUGAAUCUUCAGUUCCUUAGUCAUAAGUCUACCACUGGGAACUCUAGAGUAAAGGUAACUUAUAAUCUAUUGUUUGCAAAUUAUUUAUGUCCUUCAAAAACCCAGCACUCGGUCAUAUAGUUUCCUAUUAAUAGAUUCAGAGGGAGAAUUUAAGAAUUUUGCCUCAGGAUAACAUGGCCAUUGCUUGUUGAGGCCAAAAUGAGCCCAAAGGACUAUCGCAAAAGGUUAUGUUUCAUUUCAUCCUUUACCUCCAUGCCAUUCAAGAUAUCUGCCCCUUUCAAUGGGGGUGACAUAUUCAGUAAAUAGUUAUAGCAUUGCAAGCUGAAAAUGCUCCCAGAACCUCUGGGGAGUUAAACUACACAUUGAUUUCUGUAGGUCUUAAUGCAUAAAUAUUCCCAACAUGAUUAAUAAAAUCAUGUUGGGAAUAUUUAUAAAAAUCAAGGAAUAUUGUAAAGAUAGUGUAUCAGAAUGGAGAAACAGUUGCUUUGUCAGAUUUGAUGAACCAGAUUGGAUAGAGUUAUCAUAAUGUUUUUUUAAGAUUACAUUUUUACAGGUUCUGCAAAACCAAGAAGAUGCUAGCUGUUCUUUAUAUUUCCUUCCUGAAAUGCAGUGUCUUUGACCUAUUGGUCAAGUACUAAAAGUUAUGUAUUUGAUGUUUCUCUACCUUCUCCUUUCAUUCUCCCUUUUCUCAGCCCACACCUGUACACAGGCUCUUAGGUUUUAUUGUGAUGGUUUAUUACACAUAUUUUGGAGCCCAAAAGGUAGGAUAAAGAAGGAUGUUGGCAUGUACAUAAAUGUAGAUCCUGUUCCGGGUCUUUGACCAACAUGGUUGAUACACAUUUGUUUACCUG